This is a messenger RNA of Aureobasidium pullulans EXF-150, 390 nucleotides long. RefSeq lists its product as uncharacterized. The annotation marks the transcript as partial. NCBI's taxonomy places the organism in Eukaryota, Fungi, Ascomycota, Dothideomycetes, Dothideales, Saccotheciaceae. Gene Ontology annotation, molecular function: protein binding. The record is from RefSeq and is a predicted model, not a curated record. The transcript has a single exon.
AAGAUGCUCGACUGUCGCGCUAGAGGAGACUUCCAUGCCGUCAUUCACAGAGACCUACUCUGCCACUUUUCGACCUAUUACACCGCGCUCCUCAAAGGCGGAUUCGCCGAAGCUGGCACGGACAACGUCACAUUCGAGCUGGAUAGACCGCAAGCAAGGAUGCUUAUCACUUGGCUGUACUCCGGAAGCAUUACUGAAGACGCCCGUUACCAUGAUAUUUUCGACUUAUAUCUCUUUGCCGACAUGACAGACAUAAGAGCUCUUCGGAAGUCUAUUAUGGACCAUCUUCACAAGCACAGCCACGAAAAGGGCAACCCAAGGCUCAAACACGUAGCGAAAGUUCUUGCUGUUCUGUCCAAAAGCUCCGGCCUUGUCCGAUGGAUGGUUGAU